AUGUCAGAGGCGUUGCUCAAGGCUCUGUGCGUGCUCCUGUAUCGGCUCGCUUUCCCAUGCCGCCUGAAGGACAUGCGCUUGGUUUUCGGCAUGAGCGAAUCGUGUAUGUGCGAAGCCUUAAACUGGAUGUUGCAUUUUCUAGACUUCAGGUGGGGGUAUCUGCUGUCCCUCGACGUGGCACGCCUGCAGCCGCACCUGAUCGAGUUUGCGGAAGCAAACUUCAACCCCGGUUGUCCUCUCACUCACUGUUGGANCAAGGCCAUCUUGCGCAAGUACUGGCAGCGAAUAUUCUACAAUGGGCACAAGAGGAAGCACGCCAUGAAGUUCCAAGGGGUAAUUUCACCAGACGGACUAUUUGUGGAUCUGUGGGGCCCCGUGGCGGGGGCACGGCAUGACAGCUUUAUUCUAGCGUAG
This is a messenger RNA of Ectocarpus sp. CCAP 1310/34, 414 nucleotides long. NCBI's taxonomy places the organism in Eukaryota, Phaeophyceae, Ectocarpales, Ectocarpaceae. The record is from the annotation of a GenBank genome assembly.